Messenger RNA from Oryzias melastigma (Indian medaka), 684 nucleotides. Its product is annotated as transmembrane protein 238-like. The transcript has a single exon. Lineage: Eukaryota; Metazoa; Chordata; Actinopteri; Beloniformes; Adrianichthyidae. The record is from RefSeq and is a predicted model, not a curated record. Bases 230 to 679 code for a protein of 149 amino acids.
AGCUCGGAGGACGCGCCCCGCUCGGUGGGCUCGGCCUGCCUGUCCGUGGGGCUCAUGUUCGUGGCGGUGGGGCUGGUCUGGAUCCCGGUGCUGAGGGAGAAGCGGCGGCGGAAGCGCUGCCUCCAGGAGGCGUGAGCUGGAGGUGAUGUAACCUCCUGGUGGACUUUGAGCAGCAGGAGGUCACUUCUCCCCGCCGUCCUGCAGCCGCCGCCGCCGCUCCUCCAGGAUCAUGGCCACAUCCGUCCACAUGGAGCCGGUCUCGGAGAGGAGGCACGGAGGAGUGGGCCGCUGCAAGUGCUCCUUCUGGUUCGCGGUGGCCCACGACAUACUGGGCGUCCUCAUCAUGAUGGUGGGGGUUUUCGGAGGCCUGGUCAUCCACGACCUCUUCAUCUACGCCGGGGCCAUCAUCAUCUUCCUCAGCCUGAUCUGGUGGGUGUUCUGGUACUCGGGGAACAUCGACGUCCCGUCCGAGGAGCUGCAGGACGACGUGGGCCUGAUGAAGCAGAGGAACCGGCGGCUCAGCCGGGCCGUCAGGAAGGCGUCCACCCGGCUCUCCAGCGGGAUCAGGAACUCCUUCCGGAAGAACAACGCGGACGUGUCGCUGUCGGUGGUGUACGACAACACGGUGGCCUCCUCCUCAUCCUCGAAGGAAUUCCCCAGAGAGGCUCUGUCAAUAUGAGCUUA